Molecule: messenger RNA, 1056 nt
Organism: Verticillium alfalfae VaMs.102
Lineage: Eukaryota; Fungi; Ascomycota; Sordariomycetes; Glomerellales; Plectosphaerellaceae
Product: neutral protease
Exons: 2
Coding region: 1-1056 (351 amino acids)
Biological process (GO): proteolysis
Molecular function (GO): metalloendopeptidase activity
Source: RefSeq, a predicted model, not a curated record
AUGAAGCUUCUUACCGGUCUUUCCGCCCUGGCCUCGCUGGCGAGUGCCGCUUCUGUCGACCUCGACAAGCGCGAUACACCCCUCGAGGUCAAGCUUGAAAACUCUGGAAAUUCCGGUGUCAAGGCUUACCUCACCAACAAUGGAGCCGAGGCCGUCAAGCUCUUCACUACUGGUACCUUUCUCGACGAGAAGGCUGUUGAGAAAGUCGAGGUCUACUCUGUUGACUCCAAGCUCGCCUUUGAUGGUAUUCGACUCACCGUCUCGACUGUGGGUCUGACUGAAGAAUCCUUCAAGAUUGUGAAGGCGGGCGAGACCAUCGAGAUGGAGUUCGAUGCUGCUGAGUUGCACGACCUCAGCGCGGGCGGCGACUACGAGAUCCUCACCAAGGGAGCCUUCUCUACUGCCGAACUUGACUCAACUGUCAUCUCGGGAGUUCUGCCGUACAGCAGCAACAGCCUCAGCAGCAAGGUGGAUGGCAUCAAGGCCGCCACCACCCACAAGAACUUUCAGGAUAUUGCCAAACGCACCACCGUCUCCAGCGACUGCACCGGCACCCGCCGUUCGGCCACCAUCACCGCCAUCAAUAAAUGCGCUUCGUUAGCAUCUGCUGCUCGCGCCGCCGCCACAUCGGACACUGCCCGCCUGCAGGAGUACUUCAAGAGCAGCAGUUCUAGCGUCAGCAGCCGUGUCGCCGCCGUCUUUAGCCGCAUUGAAGAGGAGUGUGGCUCCACGACUUCUGGCAUCUCGACAUACCACUGCACCGACGUCUACAACUCUUGCAAGCCCGGUGUCAUCGCCUAUACGCUGUCCUCGCAGAGCUUCAUGGUCAACUGCGACAAAUUCUUCAACCAGAUGCCCCCUACUAGCAGCCGCUGCCAUGCUCAGGACCAACAGACGACCAUUCUGCAUGAGAUGACACACCUGAGCCAGAUUGCCGGCACUUCCGACUAUGGUGGUUACGGGUACAACUUUGUGCAGAGCCUGACCGCCGCUCAGAACCUUAACCACGCCGACACCUAUACGCUGUUUGCUCAGUCCAUCUUUGCUAGAUGCUGA